AUGUUUAAAAAGAAAAUCCAACAGUUAUUUCAUGGUUACGUAUCUGAAAGUGUUACCGGAUAUGAUAUAUACUGUCAUUUGACAAUUGUUGGUGGUAGUGAGGGCGUGGUUAAUGGCGGUGGAGGUAUUAUGGAGGUGGUAAUAGUGGUCGCCAUUGUUGUCAGACGUCUUCAGUCUAAUUUUAUUCUUAUUACUCGCAGGACGAAACUCACACUCUCCCUCGCUAUCUCUCUCACGAACUGUCUCACCACCUUGUUUUCUCACAAUCCCCCGCGACACACUUUCUCUCUCUCUCUCUCUAUCACUCCUUCUUUCUCUCUCCCUCUCUCAGAUUGUCUCACCACCUUUCUUUCUUACUUUCUCACAAUCCUUCGCGACACACUUUCUCUCUCUCUCUGUCAUCCCUUCUCUCUCUCCCCCUCUCUCAGAUUGUCUCACCACCUUUCUUUCUUGCUUUCUCCACAAUCCCCCCGACACACUUUCUCUCUCUCCUAUCACCCUCUCUCUCACUAUCACCCCUCUCUCCCCCUCUCUCAGAUUGUCUCACCACCUUUCUUUCUUGCUUUCUCCACAAUCCCCCGACACACUUUCUCUCUCUCCCUAUCACCCUCUCUCCCACUAUCACCCUCUCUCUCCCCCUCUCUCAGAUUGUCUCACCACCUUUCUUUCUUGCUUUCUCACAAUCCCCCGCGACACACUUUCUCUCUCUCCCUAUCACCCUCUCUCUCACUAUCACCCUCUCUCUCCCUCUCUCUCAGAUUGUCUCACCACCUUUCUUUCUUGCUUUCUCACAAUCCCCCGCGACACACUUUCUCUCUCUCUAUCACUCCCUCUCUCUCUUACACGCAUUUUCUUUCACACCAUUCUUUUAUAUUUACACACACUCAUUUUCUCAUACUAUCUCUUUCUCUCUCUCACUCUCUCUCUCUCUCUCUCACACACACACACACAGGGAGGUGUGAGAAGAACGCAUUUAUCUGUGUGCAUCUAAAUCUCUCCCCAUCUAUCUAUCUAUCUAUCUAUCUAUCUAUCUAUCUAUCUAUCUAUCUAUCUAUCUAUCUAUCUAUCUAUCUAAUUCAGUGCAUUCAUAUCUAUCUAUCUAUCUAUCUAUCUAUCUAUCUAUCUAUCUAUCUAUCUAUCUAUCUAUCUAAUUCAGUGCAUAUCUAUCUAUCUAUCUAUCUAUCUAUCUAUCUAUCUAAUGUAUCCAUAUCUAUCUAUCUAUCUAUCUAUCUAUCUAUCUAUCUAUCUAUCUCAGUCCAUUCAUAUCUAGCUAUCUAUCAAUCUAUCUCAGUGUAUUCAUCUCUCUCCCCCUCCCCCUCUCUCUCUAUGUGCCUGAGAUUAUUAGGUUUAACAGUAGUUUUUCUUCUCUUCCUCUCUCUCUUCCCCACUCGCUCGCUGCACACAUUCGCUUCAUUCCCCCCUCCCGCUAUUUCUUCUUCUUCUUCUUCUUCUUCUUCUUCUUCUUCUUCUUCUUCUUCUUCUUCUUCUUCAGUUUUCAUCACUAUUCCUUCUUUCUGUCUUUAUUUCUGA
Molecule: messenger RNA, 1530 nt
Organism: Acanthosepion pharaonis
Lineage: Eukaryota; Metazoa; Mollusca; Cephalopoda; Sepiida; Sepiidae
Source: the annotation of a GenBank genome assembly